This is a messenger RNA of Xyrauchen texanus (razorback sucker), 4532 nucleotides long. Its product is annotated as zinc finger and BTB domain-containing protein 17-like. The transcript is spliced from 15 exons. Bases 151 to 2799 code for a protein of 882 amino acids. NCBI's taxonomy places the organism in Eukaryota, Metazoa, Chordata, Actinopteri, Cypriniformes, Catostomidae. The record is from RefSeq and is a predicted model, not a curated record. Gene Ontology annotation, molecular function: DNA-binding transcription factor activity; RNA polymerase II cis-regulatory region sequence-specific DNA binding; protein binding. Gene Ontology annotation, biological process: regulation of transcription by RNA polymerase II.
GCAAUUCGCUCGGACACAAUCAAUCGAUCAGUGAGCGGAAGAUGGCGGAGCAUCGAGAUCGAUCACCGAAACACUCGAUUGAAAGGAAAAGGUGAAGUCUGGGAAAGCUAUUCGUCCUCUUGAUAAGGAAAUGAAGGGUACUCCCACCUAAUGAACCUUCAAUCCACUCCAUCAGCCAUGGACUUUCCCUGGCAUAGUGCGAAAGUCCUUGGGCAACUAAACGAACAACGUCAGUUGGGUGUCCUUUGUGACUGCACGUUUGUGGUAGAUGGAAUAGACUUCAAGGCCCAUAAGGCAGUUCUGGCAGCAUGUAGUGCAUACUUUCGCACUCUCUUUUUGGACCAGAAUGAUGUUGUUCAUCUUGAUAUCAGCAAUGCCGCAGGUCUUGAGCAGGUCCUUGAGUUUAUGUAUACAGCAAAGCUCACUCUGAACUCUCAGAACUUGGAGGAUGUGCUUGCUGUUGCUACUUUCCUUCAAAUGCAGGAAAUUGUCAGUGCUUGUUGCGCUUUUCAGUCAGUGGCUGUCCCUUCAUCAUCCAAGCCUGUAAAGGGACCCGUAGAGGAACAACCAAGAUCUGUAAGGAAAACAGAGGAUGCAGCAUCCCAGGAGGAGCAGGAGAGGCAUGCCGUGGCUCAGGAUGUGGCACCUGAAGUGAAAGAAGCUCCUUCUCAAUCUGAAACAACAGAUUCAGAAACACAGGCGGUUGCAUGUAACACACCGGAGAAGCGAAGUUCAAAGACACCGAGAGCUGUGUGCAAAAUUAGUGGGCAGUCCAAGCUCAGCCACCACACCAGGCAAAAGAAAGCUGCCAAGACAGAAACGGAGGAAGAAAAUGCCACAAAUGAGAUUCCACAAUAUCAAGAUGACCCUUCUGAUGAAGACUACACUCCCAGCCACUCCCAGAGGGUAAAAGCUAAACGAUCUUAUCUUAGCACAAGGAGAAGCAAGUCGAAAUAUGCAACUGUUCACCCGUCCAUACAAGUUGAUAAUAGUAAGGAAAGUGUGCCGAAAGCUGAGAUCGUGGAGACCAUCGAAGAGGAAGAUGAUGGAGAGGAUGAAUUAGAAGCAGAGGAGGAAUUGGAGGAGGAAGGAGAAGAGAUGGAGACAGAAGAUGGAGAAACAACAGGUUCGGAGGGAAAGAACCUGAAGCCUGGAGCUGAGCGCAGUGAAUCCAAAGCCUAUAGCUCUGUCACUCACAAAUGUGGCGUAAGAGACUGUGGGAAGAAGUUUACGCACGCAGGCAACUUUAAACGUCACAUGCGCAUUCACACCGGUGAGAAGCCAUUUAGUUGCAGAGACUGCAACAAAGCCUUCUCUGAUCCAGCCGCCUGCAAAGCACAUGAAAAAACACACAGUCCUCUGAAGCCAUACUGCUGUUCAACAUGUGGAAAGAGUUACCGGCAGAUCAGUCUACUGAACCUGCACAGGAAGCGGCACACAGGCGAGGCGCAGUACAGUUGUGAGGACUGUGGGAAGCUCUUCACCACGUCUGGAAACCUGAAGCGGCAUCAGCUGGUGCACAGCGGAGAGAAGCCCUACCCCUGUGAAUACUGCGAACGGGCCUUUUCUGACCCUACCGCAAAGAUGCGACAUCUAGAGACCCACGACACAAACAAGGGUCAAAAAUGUCCACACUGUGACAAGAAGUUCAACCAGUUGGGAAACCUGAAAGCUCACCUGAAGAUCCACAUUGCAGAUGGGCCUCUUAAAUGUAAAGAGUGUGGAAAACAGUUCACCACCUCAGGAAACCUAAAGAGACACCUGCGUGUGCAUAGUGGUGAAAAACCCUUUGUCUGCAUGCACUGCCAGAGAGCUUUUGCAGACCCUGGAGCCUUGCAGAGACAUGUGCGCAUCCACACAGGAGAAAGGCCUUGUCUGUGUCUGAUUUGUGGAAAGGGCUUCACGCAGGCCAGUUCACUCAUUGCUCAUGUUCGACAACAUACUGGGGAGAAACCGUAUGUGUGUGACCGCUGUGGCAAAAGGUUUGUGCAGUCCAGCCAGCUGGCCAAUCACAUCCGUCACCAUGACAAUAUCCGACCACACAAGUGCCAAACCUGCAACAAAGGAUUUGUCAAUGUGGGAGAUCUCUCCAAACAUAUAAUUAUUCAUACAGGGGAGAAACCUUUUCUGUGUGAUAAAUGUGGCCGAGGAUUCAACCGCGUGGACAACCUUCGUUCCCACGUGAAGACUGUGCACCAGGGGAACGCUGGAAUGAAGAGACUAGUGGUUUCUGAGGAGGAUGGGGAAGAGAAAAUGCUGCCUGGCACCCCAGGCUCAGAGCUCGACAGUAAUGAAGUCAACAUCGUCACCGUCACCACCGAUGACAUUGUGACUCUGGCUGCCAGUGCUGUAGCACAGCUGACUGUGGUGCCAAUGGCAACCUCUGUAUCAGCAGAUGAAACAGAGGCACUGAAAGCAGAGAUCACAAAAGCGGUGGAAAAAGUGCAGGAGGCAGAUCCAAACACCCAUAUCUUGUAUGCAUGUGACUCUUGUGGGGAGAAGUUCCUGGAUGCCAGCUCCCUUGCCCAGCAUGUGCGCAUACACACUGCCCAGGCCCUGGUCAUGUUUCAGGCAGACUCAGACUUCUACCAGCAGUACGCAGCAGACGGUACAUGGCAAACCACUGAGCAGGUCAUCCAGGGGGGAGAGCUAUUGUUCCGCACCAGGGAAGAAGAGAGUGAGGAAGGUGAAGAAGCACUAGCCCAGUCAGAAUCUCAGACUGAGGGGGCAGAAGAGGAGACCAAUACACAGAUGGCGACAGAAGAAGGGAAGGUGGAAUCUGAAAGCCAAGGACAGUGAGGAGUUUCUGACCUAAAUAAGCCCAGUGACAACUCAAAAGCAUGGAGAGAUCAACAUGGAAUUUAGACUGUCACAAAGUUUAUAACAUGAAUACAACAUAAAACAGCUCAAUGCUAUAUUUCUCACAAGAGGGAUGUUAUUAAAUACUAAUUCACAUGUUAGAUGUGCACUCACCAGCCACUUUAUUAAGUACACCUGAACAUAUACUUAUUCAUGCGAUUUAUCUAAUCAGCCAAUCGUGUGACAGCGGUGUUAUGUAUAAAAUCAUGCAGGUAUUGAUCAGGUGCUUCAGUUAAUGUUCACAUCAACCAUCAGAAUGGGGAAAGAAAUUGAUCUCAGUGAUUUUGACCGUGGCAUGAUUGUUGGUGCCAGACGGGCUGGUUUGAGUAUUUCUGUAACUGCUGAUCUCCUGGGAUUUUCACACACACAACAGUCUCUAGAGUGUAUAGAAAAUGGUAUGAAAAACAAAAAUCAUCCGGCGAGUGGCAGUUCUAUGGGCGAAAAUGGCUUGUUAAUGACCAGAGAAUGGCCAGACUGGUCCAAGUUGACAGGAAGGUGACAGUAACUCAAAUAAACGUAUGUUACAACAGUUCUAUGCAGAAAAGCAUUUCUGAACAUACAACACAUCGAACAUUGAGGUGGAUGGGCUACAGCAGCAAAAGACCCCAUUGGGUACCAGUACUGUCAGCUAAGAACAGGAAGUUGAGGCUGCAGUGGGCACUAUAUCAACAAAACUGGACAGUAGAUGAUUGGAAAACAUCGCCUGAAAUCCAUGAAAUUUGGAUUUCUGCUGAGGUACACAAAUGGUAGGCCCACUUCAGUCUCAGUUUUCUGUUCUUGGCUGACAGAAGUGGAACCCAAUGUGGUCUUCUGCUGUUGUAGCCCAUCCGCCUCAUUGUUUGACAUGUUGUGCAUUCUGAGAUGCUAUUCUGCUCACUACAAUUGUACAGAGGGGGUGUCUGAGUUACCGUAGCCUUUCUGACAGUUCGAACCAGUCUGGCCGUUCUCCAUUUACCUCUCUCAUCAACAAGGAAUUUCAGUCCACAGAACUGCCACUCACCGUCAUGGCACCAACAAUCAUGCAAAGGUCUAAAUCACUGAGAUCAAAUUUUUUUCCCAUUCUGAUGGUUGAUGUGAACAUUAACUGAAACUCUUGGACCAUAUCUGCCACACAAUUGGCUGAUUAGAUAAUCACAUGAAUAAGUAGACGAACAGUUGUACCUAAUGAUGUGGCUGGUGAGUGUAUGUAAGAUGCUCAUAUUUUAAACUGCUACUCUGAUGUCAUAAAAUCUCACAAACCAGUUUACUCUUUACAACCCUAGCCAUAAGUUGUAUAGAUUUGUUUAAAUAGAAAAGAAAACAAGAUAAAAUGUCAUUUAAUAUGAAAAAAAACAAACCUAAUUUCUAAUCCUUAAUAUUUGUUUGUCAGAUAUUAUAAUACUGGAGGAAGUCUAGAUGCAUCCCUGUACUGUAUUUUUUCUCUGUCAUAUCAUGUAUUCACAGUAGAGUAGAUGGUGUUACUAAGGCCAAUUAAACAUAUGACUGUCCAACAGUUUUCAACAGAUCAGGUUAUGAAAUGUUAUUUAUUAAUUCAUUGUUUAAAUUUUUUUGUUUGUUGAGUUUUACCUUUUUUAAAAGGGGCUGGAUUGAACUUAAAACUGAUUUAUUACUGCUUAUUUAACUGCUUAUUCAUUUCAUAACAGGUAAAAGCUGAAACAACUCUCAAAAAUAAA